UCGCGGGGCCUUGUGGGUAGCUGGCCGGGGUCUCCUGGCGACGACGAUGGCGGGGGAUGUGGGCGGUCGCAGCUGCACGGAUUCGGAGCUGCUGCUGCACCCGGAGCUGCUGUCCCAGGAGUUCCUUCUCCUCACCCUGGAGCAGAAGAACAUAACUGUUGAAAAUGACAUGAAAGUAAACAAAGACAGUCUUACUGAUCUUUAUGUGCAGCAUGCAAUACCACUGCCACAGAGAGAUUUGCCAAAGAACAGAUGGGGGAAAAUGAUGGAAAAGAAAAGAGAACAACAUGAGAUAAAAAAUGAGACGAAAAGGAGUGUCACGGCAGACGGGUUCCGGAAAAGACCCCUCAUUGUGUUUGACGGAAGUUCAACAAGUACAAGCAUUAAAGUGAAGAAGACAGAGAACGGAGACAAUGACCGACUCAAGCCCCCGCCUCCGGCGAGUGCUGCCAGUAAUGCCUUUCGAAAAUUGUCAGAUUCCUCUUCAAGUAUCUCACCCCUGAUUUUGUCUUCUGAGUUGCCUACGAACAAUAAAAUGGAGCACAGUAAUGAUGACACUAAACAGAACCAUGACUUAAUGCAUAGGAAAAGCCCUUCCGGCCCUGUGAAGUCGCCACCUUUGUCGCCUGUAGGAACUACUCCGGUGAAGUUAAAGCGCGCCGCUCCCAAGGAGGAGGCCGAGGCCGCGAAUAACCUGAAGCCCCCAGAAGCAAAGAGGAAGAUACAGCAUGUUACAUGGCCAUGAAGGAAAGUUUCCAAAAAUGUAAAUAUAACUAUAACUGUAGUUUUUCAAACAAGUUCACAUUUAUUGACAGUAUUUACAGAGAUCCUGAUUAUUGUGGAAUUUUCUUAAGAGGUUUAAAUUAGGCUCAAAAAAAUAAAGUCCUUUCCUUUCCUUUUCUCUUUUCCUUCCUUUAUGGGGAAAAUAUCUUGCCUUUCAUUCUCUGAUUAGGAAAGAAUUUUUUUUAAACAAAUGGUUUAGUAUAAGUCAUUUAUAUUGGCCCUACUCAAAUAAUUAGCUGCAAGUCUGGUAUAAAGCACUUGAUGAAUUUUAGGAAUUAUUUGCAUUAGUCUGUUUUGGUCUUUGGGGAAAUUUGAGGUUUUUUUAAACUCACAUAUUUUAGAAGUUCACAAUUUUAAUUUCUUUUCCCAAGCAAAAGGAUAUAACAGUUCAUCACAGUAUUCUGGUAAAUACUGCCAAACUCAUCCUCAAGGUUCCCCGUGGAAAGCAUAUGUGUAGUGCUGCCAAUAAACUGUUCAGAAUAUACAGAUAAAAUUGCUGUUCUUUAAGUACUCACAUUGCCUCUUUCCGUAAAAAUCAAAAGGGAAAGCAGUGUUCGCUAUUGCUCCUUCACUCUUAUUGUGAGUUGAUUUCUUGUGAGUAGAUCGGCCCACAUCUUAGAAGCUCCUGUCACGUGGCAGCCCUGCUCCUCCUCUCAUGUGGCUCUGACCUCCUCUCAGCUCUGGUAUCACUCCCUCCUGGGAGCUGAAUCAUUCCCAAAUGAGGCUGACUAAACUCUUCAGGGGAAGUAAUCAUGUUAGAGGUGGUACCUGACGGCAGAAAGUUUGCACAAUAGGAAGAGGGGGUAGAAUUCUAGAACUUGAGAAUCUGGAAAGCCUGGCAGGGAGGGGUACUUAGUGGGAGGUGCGGUCGGCAGAAGAGGGGUUCCUGAGUCAGGUCACUGGAGAGCAGCAGGGAGCAGUGGAUGGCCAGACAGACUUCCUCCCCGGGGGCCAGCACACGUGGAGGCACCACUGAGGUUUCACUGGUGUUAGUGGUAUCACUCCAGUGUGUAAUGGAAGUCAGUGGGGAGACAGGGUAGCCCUCAUGUUCACGAGUUCUGGUGUCCACUUCCUGCUCUGUAUUUCUAACCAAGGCCAAGGGUACUUUAUACUCUUUUCUUGUAUGACUGAUCUUCAGAUUGGGAUUUGCCUUUCAAUACUUUUUAGAGCAAUUCAUUCUUUUUUUGAUUUGUUAAAACAAGCAUUUUAGUUCAGGUACUGAAUAGCCUUACAAAAAAUUAAUUCAGCCUUGCAGGUAAGUACUCUACUAAAACUUUAACCCUACGGUUUUUAGCCUUUCUGCCUUUAUCCAGACUAUAAAUCCGUACACGUAAGAUGAAAUUGUGUGGCAUAAAUUGUUAAUGUUUUGGUAAAUUGUUAAAUGUUUGGUUAUCUGCAGGGCUGAUAUUUGGAAUAUUGCUGAAGGAUAAGCAUAAUCCAAUACGUGACUGUGUACUAAGGGAGAUUUUCAAAGUGUAGAUUUUAGGGUAGAUAAAGUUACAUUUUAUAUUUUGUUGUCUCUUCUGCUUCCAUCUGCAUUUCUCUCUUAGUUAAGAGAGAUUUAGCCAUUUGACAGUUUUAAGUCAGUGGAAACUUAUUUUUAGUUACUCAAUAAAAUUAAUUUUUAAUUUGUAUAUUUAACUUACAGAGUAGGUUGGUAAUAACAGCUAAACUGUGUAACGUUGCUUCAAAUUGAAGUUUAUAUUAUGAACAUUCAGAUUCGGUGCUCAUGUAGCAGCAUAUUAUUGAGCUAUUUUGAGUUUGACAAGUGGAGAAGCCUCAACCCUGUGCUGUGUCUCUCGUAUGCUGACAUCCGAGUGCUGGGCCGCCUUGCGGUGCUCGGACACAGCUCCACGGGCGAUGGUAGGGAUCCGAGUGUUGCUUUGUGGGCUUUAGAGCUUCCAAGCCUCGAUCUGAACGGCAUACACCUGGACUACCCCUCAAUCCCUGACGUGGGCUCAUCUGGUUGCUUGGAUUCCUUCCUGGGGUCAGCAAAGGGCUGUCAGUUGAGUCAGGUGGUUCAGGGUGUAGGCAUGUGUCUACUUCCUGCCCUUGGCAGGCGGUCUCAUUCUUUUCUUCCUACCCUUCUUGUUCCUGUUUUCCUUUUUCUUACUCUCCUCUCCCACAGUUUCACUUUCUCUGCUCCUUCUCCUUCACCCUAUAGAUCUGAGCACCAGGCUUAGGUUUGCAAGUCGUAUUGCUCAGCCACUGGGGCUGGAGCCUGGUGAGCCCCGCCUCCUUGAGGACCACAGACACUGCUGUGGGGGUCUGCGAGUUCAAGACCCUGUAGCACCGGGCGCAGAAUUGCCACAGUGGCUGUGGAGGCGGGGCGGUUGACCAGGAUCGCUUCACUAACCUGGGCAGCGGCCAGGCACUUUGCAAGGCUGGUUCAACUAGUACUAUGAGGCAGUAAUAUUUCUGCUAGUAUUAAAAUUCUUCAGAAUUGUAAUUAUUAUUUGAAAUAGUGUUUUGGUUGACUUAAGUUUUGAGAGAUGAUUCUAAAACUGAUCUAGAAACUCAUUCAAUAGCAACGACCUUUUAAAAACUUACAUUAAGUGAAACUGCCAGUAGAUUUAAUCAUAUGUAUGUAAGAGCUUUCUUCCUCUGUUUACUACUGUGGAACUUCAGUAAUUUUUAGAGGCUCCCAAAUGGUCAAAAUGUUUUUAAGUGUGCUCUUUUAUUAAAUGCUUGUGUAGGUUUUGUAAUUCAUUACAGAAAGUUUAACCUUGUAAUGUACAUUUUUGUAUGUAAAAAGUCUUUUAAGUAGCCUUAUCCUUAUUUAAAUAAAAGGAAUUAAAUUGAG
Hippopotamus amphibius kiboko is the source of this 3586-nucleotide messenger RNA. It is a transcript of the gene TSLIG2, whose product is annotated as chromosome 7 C2orf49 homolog. Gene Ontology annotation, biological process: embryonic morphogenesis. Lineage: Eukaryota; Metazoa; Chordata; Mammalia; Artiodactyla; Hippopotamidae. Gene Ontology annotation, cellular component: tRNA-splicing ligase complex. The transcript has 4 exons. The coding region runs from base 47 to 745 and encodes 232 amino acids. The record is from RefSeq and is a predicted model, not a curated record.